Messenger RNA from Pestalotiopsis fici W106-1, 1605 nucleotides. RefSeq lists its product as uncharacterized. The record is from RefSeq and is a predicted model, not a curated record. Lineage: Eukaryota; Fungi; Ascomycota; Sordariomycetes; Amphisphaeriales; Sporocadaceae. Bases 1 to 1605 code for a protein of 534 amino acids. The transcript has a single exon.
AUGGCCACUAUUGAGCCACGACUGAUUCAUCUGUUGAACGAGCCGACUCCGAAGCCGCACCACGCCGAGCUGCCUCCGAUCAAGGGCCUUAGUCUUCCCAAACCCACCGCCGGUCUUCAGCACCCUCAUUCUAUCGACCCCGGCGCUGGCCAACGAUCCGAUGGACAUGAUGUCGGGUCGGCGGGCCAAUUGGCCCUGCAGUCUAUACCACCACUUCUCACCCUGACAGAAGAUGGCGCCGCCAGCUCUACUUCGCGGGCUACCGCAGAGAGGCAUCCACCACAUCACAUAUCAUCCCAAGAACUUCGAAAGAUUCUUGACAUUGAGGAUACUCCGGAGGGUACGGAAGAUGCUAUUACAAAGAAAAGGCCCUCCAAGGAGGACUUUAUGCACCUACCACAGCCUCCCAAGAAGCAAAAGGCUUCUGCAGAAAUGAGGUUUCCAGCAAUGCCCCCAAUGAUCGUAGGUUUGGUCCAGCCGCCACUGGACGCCGGAAUGCUGCCAUCCAUGCCAUCCUAUGACAGCCGCCCACGAUCAGAACCACCUAAAGCACUGAGUAUUGGCAAGCCGCCAGAACUCCAGACUACCUCCGAGGAGCAAGCGGCGCCCAGCCCUCCGCCCGAUGCAGAGCGUACACCCACAGGCCGCCUCAAGCGGCGGGCAGCCAAACCCCGGCGGAAAUGGACAGAGGAAGAAACAAACCACUUGUUAUUGGGCGUCAGCAGGCACGGGGUUGGACGGUGGACAGACAUCCUGGAAGACAAGGACUUUAGUUUCAAUGAACGCACCGCUGGUGACUUGAAGGAUCGAUUCCGGACAUGCUGUCCCGACGAACUCCGGUCAAGUGCUCGGGGGAAACAAGUCGCAAAGCAGGCAAAAUCAGAUGCAGCUGUUAAUGCCAAACCAAAGAAAGGACUCAUGUCGGAGAACAUACUCAACGAACCAGAGGAGCAUGCCGAGUCAGAUCAGGGUCCCUCGGCCCAAAACGAUUCAGACUCUGCACAAAAACAACGCAAAAGUCGCGCACAUCGGAAGAAGUUGGAGGACCUGGCCGAGCUAGGUAUCAAGGGUCCAUUCAAAAAGUCGCAACGACGUGGCCGACGGCCCUUUUCCGAGCAGGACGAUCAGGAAAUUCUCUCGGGUUUUGAGGAGUACGGUCCCCAGUGGACGAAAAUCCAGAGAGACCCAAGAUUUCACCUGUCGAGUCGUCAGCCAACCGAUUUGAGAGAUAGACUGAGGAAUAAAUACCCCGAGAAGUUUGCCACUGCUGAAAAGACACAACUGCAGGUCAAGGGCAAUGGUUUGCUUGAACCUUCGGUCGACAUGAAUAUUGGUCAUACGUUUGACAAGUCAAAGUCGGCGCUGCUUGAGCCACAACUCAUUCGCAGCAAUGAAAGAGAAGACAUGCCGAGAUGGCCCCUCUCUACUAGCCUGAUGGACACGCCAGAGGCAUCUCAAGCAUCACAUUACGCGGCCUGGACCGAGGUGGCCGGGGGAGCAUUUCCACCGGGUGGAAUGGGUGAGAUGGAUAUUUCAAGACUUAUUCUUAGUGAUACCCAUGCGGCACACGAGCCUCCAGCGUCAGACAGACGCGGCCUUGGAUGA